UUCCUUGGAAGGUCAAUCGACGAGUUUGGCUAGUAGAUUAAGCACGAGGCAGAAAGGCUGGAGGCUCGUCGUCGGCGCAGGAUCGCCCUUCUUUCGCAGCAGCACUCUUCGAGCAGCAGCGACCACAGAGCGCAAUGGGUGAAAACUCGAACAACAACACGCAGAGCAUUGCCGACUACCUCGCGCAGCUGCUGAAGGACAAGAAGCAACUGGCAGCUUUUCCCAACGUUUUCAUCCACUUGGAGAGACUGCUGGACGAAGAAAUCAGCAAGGUCCGGUCAUCCCUGUUUCAAAUCAAUGGCAUGAAAAAAGAGCCCCUGGUACUUCCUGAUGGGAUAGGACCGCCUGUUAGUCGGUCUGAAAAAGUCUAUGUACCUGUCAAGGAGCAUCCAGAUUACAAUUUUGUUGGGAGAAUCUUGGGUCCCCGUGGUAUGACAGCAAAGCAGCUUGAACAAGAGACUGGCUGCAAGAUUAUGGUUCGGGGCAAAGGCUCCAUGCGGGACAAGAAAAAGGAGGACAUGAACAGAGGCAAGCCGAACUGGGAGCACCUCAAUGACGAUCUUCACGUGCUCAUCACUUGCGAGGACUCAAGCAACAGGGCAGAGGUCAAACUGCAGAAGGCAGUGGACGAAGUUCGCAAGCUACUUGUGCCAGUUACCGAAGGUGAAGACGAAUUGAAGAAGAGGCAGCUCAUGGAACUUGCCAUCAUAAAUGGCACCUACAGGGAUAGCAGCACCAAAGGAGCGGGUUUCACUUUUGAGAACAGCCCGUUUGCUAAAGCCUCAUUCACUCUUGCAGCGCCCACAGCCAUGGGACUGGCCUUGUCAGCUGCCGACGCACAACGGUUGAUGGCAGCUGCCCCUCCACCACCUGUGGCACUGGCUUCUCCUCUGCGCGCCCCAUCCACACCACUCGGAGCGCCCCUGAUUUUAUCCCCGCGUGGUCUGCCCGUGGGCCCCCCUAGUGCCCUGCUGAAUGGCUCGGGCCCACCACCACCCCUCAUAGCCCCAACAGAAGCGGGCCUGCUUUAUGCGGCGUAUCCCGACUAUCACCAAUAUGCUGCGCUCACGUCCCCUCUGCUCACCGAGUAUGCUCCCGACCACUCCCCAGCCGGUGCCGCAGCAAAACAACGCCGUCAUUUGGCGAUUCGCGAACACCCCUACCAGCGGAUUGGGUCCCUAUAAUGAGGGCCUAACCCCAAGACUCCAUCCACCACAAUCUUCCGUCCGCCAAACGAAGACCACUAACCCCCCACCCACUGACACCCCUUGGAAAAGCUCGGCUGUGCUCGGACUAACGGCGGCUGCGGUGGUAAACCGACGUCCGACUACCUUCUGUUGAUGACGCUUCUUGGCACGUUGUCUGUAUUUUGCCCCUUCUGCCAGUUUGUUGGCUUUAUUCUUACCAUAAUCUGACAAGUGUUGUAACCAGCGUUAUAGGUGCAAUUGUGCUGCCCGUGGCCAACACCCAUGUGGACAGACAUUACUUGUGAUUACUCCUUGGCACGUAAUUAUGAAUACACACAAAGUGCACUGGCAGCCUCACGUGUGUAAUGGAACAGCUUUAAUCUUGCUAGCCUGGCAAGGUUUGGUCACUAAUAGCGUGCACAACCGACGGGUGCUUUUAAAGGAUUGCCAUGAGCAUGGCUCAAGCAUUGCUGUUGCAGUAGCACCAGUUUCUGUUAUUGGCUGAAGCAGCCAUUUUUUUGCAAGUAUGAAGUCUAAUGCACAUUGUGUAUUGCGACCUUCGUUUUGUACAAGGCACGCUGGAGCUACUGGCACAAAUUUAUAUUAACGACAAGGUGUUUGAUGCUAUAAAUGCCAGCGCAAUGACAUUUCUUUCAGGACUUGUGCUCCAAAACGAGGUACAUUGAGUUCUAUAAAUUGUUAGGGUGGGGAUUGGGUAGUGGUCAAACUUUUGAACUGUGAAGUCCUGGCUUCAAACCAUCCACUUGAGCAGCUUUCAUUUCUUAAGCAUGCCUGAAUAGACGGCUACUAUACUGUCACGUCUUUUGGUUUGGGUAGCUGGUCUACACACCACAAUACUCUGCUCUUUUUCCUGUUAUGAGUGAUGGACCAUGUUACUUCUGGGUGACACAUUGGCUGUCUCAAGAAAAUUUUCACACAAGUUCAAAUCUUCCACACACACACACACACAGUGCCUUAAGGUUUUUUUGACAGUUGUAGUCUGCUCAUCAGUGUUGCACAUGAAGUUUGGAGAGUACAUCUAUUCAUCCCUAGAAGAGUACUGGAGGAAAAAGUGCGUUUUUGUGUGGGUGCUGUCUUGCUUCAUCAGUGGGCGGAAGCAAAAGAAGUUUGUUCAGAAUGUGUUUUCAGCCUAGGGAUUUCUGUAGUUAUGUUCUGUUUUUGGCUGCUUAUUGCUUAAGACUUGAGCAAGGCAGAAAGGUAGGUGUGCCAUCGUUGACCCGACAUGUGAGAAGCAUUCAAACUCUUGUGCAAUAGCUCAUUAACAUCCACAAUUCCUGAAGAAUCUCAGUGCCUUAAUGGUUGACUUCCACAGAUUUUUUAUCAUGUUCGGCACUCCACUGUUUAGCACACCUGCCUUAAGGUUGGUCACAAGUUAUUGUGUAGUUGUUCCAUUUUGCAGGUAUCUGCUGGAAAGCUAGGGAUAAGAUUGCAAUGAAGUUGUUUUUUUUUUUUUCAUUUUCAAUGUGUGUGAACUUUGUUGCGUAAUCAUUUCUCUUAGUAUCAGUGUUUUGUUAGGGGCACAGUCUACUCAUGUUUUUCAUUCUGAGCCAGGAAGGCCCCACCCCCAAAUAUGCUCCCCUUGGUGUGCACUGGUCCAAGCUGGUACCUAUGCAUUCUUCACCAUUCUACUUAAGUUAUUUCUGUACAUAAUGUGCUGAUUUUAAUUUUCACCUUUUGUUGUUUUUGUUGUUGUUCAACACCUCUCCUCCUGUGCACUUCUCUGGCAGCUGUUCUCAUAUCUGAGGUGGUGACAGAGUGCCAAGAGGCGAGUUUAUCUGAACAGCUGUGACUCUGAGGUUGUGACCAGGAUGUGAAGUGCUGCUGUCAGCUUCCUUAAAGCACAGCUUGAUGGCACGGCAGCUGAGCUUUUGUUCCACUCGUGUCCCUUGCAGCUAUGACUUUCUGCAGAGUUUCUUUUUGGCAGCAGUUGACGGAGUGAAGUUGUGCAGCUAGCGUGCCUAUUUUCAUUUGUGCUGCUCUCGAGAAAAAAAAAAGUUCUACCUCUUAAGUCAGCUUUGGGAAUACCUUUACAUGUUCCCUUCUGCUCCUUGUGCUAUAAAAGCAGUGGAAUAGCCUCUGGAACUGCUUUGAACAUGCUGGCAUUCUUGCCAGAGCUGCACGUAAUAGGGGGCGUAACCUGUAUCAUCUGCAACUGUAGAGAGGGCAAAGUGCCUGUCGCACAGCAUUCGUCAGUGGCACAGAUCUCUGCAUUUUGCAGUGCAAGUUCAAAAAAACAGCUUCGCUAAGUGGCACUGCUCCUUUCAUUAAGGCCAUUUAUGCAAAUGUACAUUUAUGUCCUCGUUAUUACCCAGCAGAACUACUUAAUUGUACAUCUUUGUUUCAUUUCUUGGUGGCACGGGCAUUGUCCAAGUAUGUUUGAAAUUGUAGUUUUUUUUUUUUUCUUCGCGCACUUCUUGCCUGUUCAAACAUUAUUCUCCUAAACUUGUGCUGUGCAAUGACUUUUUUUUUAAGUGCUGCCGUGAGAUAAGAAUCUCAUUUUAAAACAGGUCUGGACAACUUAUUUUCCAUUCUUGACAUGUGACAAAGAGGUUAAAAUGUGCCAAGUUUCAUAAGUGGACCACCUUACAGUGCAUUCAGUUUGCACAUGCAAAAUCUCUGCAAGUGCCAAAAUAGCCUCACCAUUCUAUCACAUGCCUAAGUUUGGUGGUACCACCGUAGACCUCUUCCCCCCCCCCCCCCAUUCUUUCUUUUUUUCCCCACAUUCUUUCGUAUUCUUUAAACAGGCACUGGUGGUGCCUUUUGGCUAAAUACUGAGCAUUUAUUCAUUUGACAUUAUUUUGCCAAUACUGUGUACUUAAUACAAACACAAGGCUGUGAGUGAGAGUGCCUGCAGUCCAGGCCCAGUUGCAUUGUCCUCGCACUUGGGUUUUCAUUCUGCACCCGUUAUUUUUAUUUUCCUCCGCUUUCUUGCGGCACUGAGCACAACAGCUUCAAGAACAAGCAUCCAUACCUAUCUGAAGGUUUUGUAUGUUUUCAUAAUUGUGUACUUAAUUUCAUUGUCUCAUAGCAAUAAAACAAGAAUUCUCAUUUUUUUUCCCCUC
Rhipicephalus sanguineus (brown dog tick) is the source of this 4270-nucleotide messenger RNA. RefSeq names its product protein held out wings (gene how). The coding region runs from base 135 to 1184 and encodes 349 amino acids. Gene Ontology annotation, cellular component: nucleus. Gene Ontology annotation, biological process: regulation of mRNA splicing, via spliceosome. The transcript has 9 exons. The record is from RefSeq and is a predicted model, not a curated record. NCBI's taxonomy places the organism in Eukaryota, Metazoa, Arthropoda, Arachnida, Ixodida, Ixodidae. Gene Ontology annotation, molecular function: mRNA binding.